Molecule: messenger RNA, 3093 nt
Organism: Trichoderma gamsii
Lineage: Eukaryota; Fungi; Ascomycota; Sordariomycetes; Hypocreales; Hypocreaceae
Product: exocyst complex component Sec5
Exons: 3
Coding region: 1-3093 (1030 amino acids)
Biological process (GO): exocytosis; Golgi to plasma membrane transport
Cellular component (GO): exocyst
Source: RefSeq, a predicted model, not a curated record
AUGUCCGACUACGAACGAACAAUCCUCGAUUUCUACCAGCUGCCCACCUCGUAUCCGUCAGAAUGGCCCGCAGAAAAGGACGAUGAUUCCUCCGGCGACGAGGGCGACCCCAAGAAGCACGGCCGCCAAAAGUCGCGAUACCAGGCCCUCGAGUCCUCUGGCGACGGCAAAGGUGCUGCCGUGGGCAAGAAAGGAGGGGUCAACAACUUGGUGUUGAAGGACGAGCCUGACCCGCUGGGCACCACCGACAGCGUUGUCCGCUCGCUGAGGGAAAAUGGCCUCCAGGUCCAGGACGACGUGCGACUUCGCAAUCGAUUCAUGCUGUCCUCGACUACCUUCUCUCCCACCUUAUUCCUGUCCCAGAUUCACGCCAGGGCCGAUACACGCACGUUGCUCGAGGGCCUGGACAUCCUCUCCCAGUCGAUUGAUCAGAAGUCAGCGUCUCUAAAGGUCCUUGUCGAGAGCAACUUUGAACGAUUCGUCAAGGCGAAGGCGACUAUAGACAAUGUUUAUCGAGAAAUGAAAUACCGCGGCGCCGAAUCAGGACCCGGAGCGAGGAGUUCAGUUCACGGCCGCCACGCCAGCCGGACGAGCUUACGUGGCAAGGGUGGAUUAAACAGCCCAAUGGCCAUGUCAGCGGAUUCUCGAAAGAAGAAUGCCCUCAUCAAAGAGAGUGAAUAUGGCGUGUUGGGAAUCAAAGCCCCCCUACUCGACGUUUCCGCCAAGGCAGAAGAUGUGUGGGGCCCUGCUCUGGGCGGUCGCGAAAAGGAAGAACAUCUGAAGGACUUUCAAAAAUACGUGAAUAAAUUCAAGGAUCCGCUGGAACUGAGCACCAUAAUAUCCGACUGCAUUAAAAGGAAAGACUACGAGACCCUGGUGGAAGCAUAUAACCGCGCCAGGCAGUUUGCAGACGACGCGCGCGUAUUAUCAAACAGGCUGGGACGCCAGUCGCCUGAGGACGAUGAGCUCUACCAGCUCAUGGUGGCGGCCCGCGUGUGGUAUGACGUUGAUCGUCAAAUCCAAACCUUCAAACGCGAGGUGUGGAAGAGGCUGGUUUCCUUACAUACCUUGUCGAAAUCUGAAAGUCACGGUGGCCGAGGCCUGGAUCAGCACAUGGAUGUCAUUACUCUGUUACUGGAGCUUGGCGUUGGGGAGAGUCCGAUAUGGGUGUGGCUUCUCAGCCGAUAUGAGUUCCUCAAAAGCAAGAUUCAGUCAACAGCUGAUCACACCAAAGCGGAAAUUGAGGUGCUUCGCCGGAGAUUGGCGGCCAGUGAGAAGCCUUCAAGUCGGGUUAUUGCCUCUCAUCUUCGCACACUAGGUCGACAGAGCAUGGACAGCAAGCCGACUUCGAGCGAUUCUGCAGAUGUCAUUGAGCUGUGGGAGAAGAUGCUUGCGUUCCUGGCUAGCUUGAUAUCCCCCCAAGGUAUUCUCGGAGACCUUCUCGAGUUUUGGCAGACUGCGCAGGGCUUCAUAGAAGGCAGGAUUCAAAAGACACUGCCUACUGGCUAUAAUGACGAGUCUCAAAAGCACCAUCAGUUGACACAGAAUAACAUAAUUGUUCUCGAAAAGGGCAUCGUGGAGCUAGUAGAUCUGCUGCGAGGACACGUCCAUGAUUUCUUUGCUGGUCUUCCCCCUGAAGAUAUCAGUAUGGUCUUUUCGCCGCUCCCCCUAUCACCCAACUCACCGGCAACGGCCAACGGAUUCGGGCAGUCUCUCAGUCCAACCUCACGGGACCCUCGAUUCAACUUUGAUCCAAAUAACCCGCCACCCUCGUCUCCCAAAAAAGGUGAGCCUUGGGAGAAGCUUGCCUUUUGGCCGCCUUGGUCGAAUUCCAUCAGCGGAGUUUACUAUCUCUGUAAGAUGUUGGCAUUAGUUGGCUCAGGUGCCUCCGAUCUUGCCACCAUCGACCCAAUCCGGUCAGGAAAUGGCCAAGUUCUCGAACAACUAAAGGCCUUGACUGGUGUCUCCAGAGAGCGCUGCGUGACGGCCCUCUGUGCCGCAUGGAACAAGGACGCCGAGAAUAUGAAGUUCAUUGAAGAUUGGCAGCCAUCUGCAGAGUCGGGCGACGUUACGCGGAUGCCUGCAAGCUUUGCGGUAUUUGAGGGUGGCCUUCUAACCGGCAUGCAGAAGAUUCUCUACAUCUCUGAAGCCAUGUCGAAGCCAAAUGCGGGUGACAUUGUCCUGCCACCGCCGGCCAAGUUGCUCCAGAUGGUUCGGAGCCAGUACGUAACCACCUUGUACAAAGCUCUCAGCGGUAUGGUGGAGAAUGCAGAGCGAUCCGUGAGAAAGGCCGAAGACGAAUGGUCCAUUGGCCAAGAAGGAGGUGUCUCUACCGUAGCUAUAUCAUCAGUAGGGAAGAGCACGCUUGACGCUGGAGACCGAAAUGUUCGAAUGCUUCUUACGCUGAGCAACCUGCAAGCGCUGCGAUCUCAAAUCGUUCCCAACUUGAACUCGCAGUUUGAGAACGCCUUUUCGGUUAAGCUCACAGACGAGUCUAAAACCAUCAAAGACGUGCUUGGCCAGAUCGACGCCCGUCUCUUCCAGUCGUACACCAAGCAGGCCACCGAGAAGCUUCGCGAAAUCAUCCUCGCCGGCCUCGAGGAUCCGGACUGGGCUCCCGCAUCUGGCGAGCGACCUCAGACGGCAAAGCCAUACGUAUACGAAACGCUUUUGACUCUUGUGCUGGUCCACUCUCAAGUUUCUACCACGGCUGCUUCUCUGACGCCCCAGGUGCUCUCCUUCUUGCUGGAACAAACCUCUCUGCAGCUGCUGGAUGCGUUCCGCAAGCGCUCGCGCUACUCCCUCAGCGCUCUUAUCCAAGCCACCCUCGACGUGGAGUUUAUCGCCCAGACGCUCAGCCAGUACACGACGGAUAAAGCUUCGGAGCUGCAGGGCCAAAUCUACCAGGAGCUGGAUAGCCGCACGGACAAUGACGCCCGUGCGAGACUGCAGAACGAGCUGCCCGAGAUGCGCAACGUGCUAAAGAAGCUUAGGGACGCGAGCAAGAACGAAUUCGCUUGCUUUAAGAAGCCGAGGCGGGCGGCGGGACAAGGAUCUUCGCGUGUGGAUAGUGGAAGCUUGUCGCCGACUUAG